GGUGGGUGAUUUGGAUAGAGGGGGCUGCCAGUGAGAGAAGUUCAGUCAAUUCUAUACAAUACACAUUUAUUGAGCACCAGAUAUAUGCCAUGCUAGAUGCAGGUGACCCAGACCAUCAAGGAGCAAUAGUCUGGUGGCAGAGACACACACAAUGUCACUGUGAUGUAUUAAAGCAGUCAGCAAGAGAUGCAGCUCAGGGCACUGUGGGGAUAUCCAGAGGCACAGUGCCUUCUGCCUGUCAAUCAGGGAGGGGGAGGAGCACAGGCUGAAGGAGAGUGGAGGACAGCAGUUGGCCUCUGAUGGUGGGACUGGAGAGAGAUUUCUAAGGGCCACUUCCUGUUUUCAGGGACUAGGUUGGGCUAGAUAUGGGGCUCAGGAUGGACAAGGCUUACAGCCAAGUUGGAGAAGAUGAAAGAGCAUUACUAGAGGAGUGGGGAGGCCUAGGCUAUGCUCUUUACUCUGCCAUUGACUAUGUGAUCUUGGGCAGGCCAUGUAACCUCUCAGGGCUGUGCACUCCCUUAUUUGUAAAACUAGAGGGCUGGGCCAGCAUGUUUUCCAAGGGUUCUUCUAGCAUUGACGGUCAGGUUCCAAGAGGGAACACAGUGUCAGAAGUGGGACACUCUUCCUCAUUUCUAAUUUCCCAAAGGUUAAGGACCUGGGGAAUUAAUUGAGAGGCCUGGAAAGAGAGGAUCCAGAUAAAAGCCAAAGUUCCUGGCAAGGCCAGGGCCACUGCCCUGAUUCCUUAGGUGUGAACAGAGCUUUUUGUCUCCGAAGUAUUCUAAAUUAUUUCCUAACACAGGGGCAUUCAGAGAAAGAGAUUCUUACCCCCAUUCCACAGGGGAGAAACUGAGGCUUAGGGAGAUUUAAGGAUCAUGCUGAAGAGGUUAUCUGGGGACAAAGCUUACUCAGGAUGUGGAGGGGGAUGCUGAGGAACAGGGACUGGAGCCUGGGAAGGUAGGGCAGGCUGAGACCUGGGGGUAUGGGUGGAAUGUGUAUGUGGUAAUGGUGUCUGGGCGAUGGAAUGAAGUGAAAGAAAUAGCCAAGAGCUGGGCACUGAGGGAACAAGCUGGGGGGCCCUGGGCGUGGGUUCCCUGGAUCCAGGGAGUGUGAGGAUGGCUUUCCCUGGUUCCUGAGGCAUGGACCGAGUCCUAGCCUGCAUCUGAGCUCCGUUGUGCUAGCUUUGUGGUGUCUGGGUCGGGGAAGUUACUGUUAGAAAGUUGCCGUCAGCAGGCGUUGUUCCAGCUUUCCAUGGAAAUUCUGGGAGCUGCUCCUAGUUUGCGGCGGAGCCUUCCUUCCUUCCCUGCAUUGGGCGCUGGACCUUGACGGCCAGGAGGCUCCAAGGCCCAGGCUUUUUGCCAACAGCAACAGGCUACUGGCUGGGCCCAGGCAAGGGGGCCUUGGCAGGAAAAGUUCCUUGCUGUACCUCCACUGCACUCAGAGGCCAGUGAGGGGGGUACCAGACAGGACUCCUUCCUCCCUGGUGAAGUGCCCUUGCAGCUCCCCAGUGUCCACGCCAUGGAUAUUUCCUCCACAGAAAUACAAUGCUGAUUAUGAUCUGUCAGCUCGGCAAGGGGCAGAUACCCUGGCCUUCAUGUCUCUCCUGGAGGAGAAGUUGCUCCCGGUGCUGGUACAUACUUUUUGGAUAGACACCAAGAACUACGUGGAAGUGACCCGGAAGUGGUAUGCAGAGGCUAUGCCCUUUCCCCUCAACUUCUUCCUGCCUGGCCGCAUGCAGCGGCAGUACAUGGAACGGCUACAGCUGCUGACUGGGGAGCACAGGCCUGAGGACGAGGAAGAGCUGGAGAAGGAGCUGUACCGAGAGGCUCGGGAGUGUCUGACCCUGCUCUCUCAGCGCCUGGGUUAUCAGAAGUUCUUCUUUGGAGAUGCCCCUGCCUCCUUGGACGCCUUCGUCUUUAGCUACUUGGCCCUGCUGCUGCAGGCAAAGCUGCCCAGUGGGAAGCUGCAGGUCCACCUGCGUGGGCUGCACAACCUCUGUGCCUAUUGUACCCACAUUCUCAGUCUCUACUUCCCCUGGGAUGGAGGUAAGGGGCAGAUGGGAGGGGCAGCCCUGGGGAGAGUGGGCAGGGAUCCAAGAACUAGUUCUCCUAACACACCUUCCUUCCUUGACCCUCAGCUGAGGUACCACCGCAACGCCACACACCAGCAGGCCCAGAGACUGAGGGGGAGCCAUACGGGCGCUGGAACCAGAUCCUAUCUGUGCUGGCAGGACUGGCAGCCAUGGUGGGCUAUGCCUUGCUCAGCGGCAUUGUCUCCAUCCAGUGGGCAACGCCUGCUCGGGCCCCAGGCACCCGGACCCUGGGCAUGGCUGAGGAGGAUGAAGAGGAAUGAUUUGUCCUCACGCUCCCAAGACUGGUUUUUCUACUCUCAUGCAUUCCAGAGGCCCCCGUGCCUCCUCGUUGUUGGUACAGCCAGAAAUGGGGUGCUGCCCCCCAGAAUAAAGCCACUCACACUGACUGGGCUCAAACAUUUUCUCCUUUAAGAGCUGCCAUUUUUCCUGGCUGGUGCCAUAGGAAUCAUCUGGGUGCCUGGGCACACCCGCUGCUGCUUUAAGGCUUCCGCCCUGAUGCUGACACUGCUGCUCCACGGGCCCAGUUCUGCAUCUCCAGGAAAGACAAACAGUCUCCAGUUUUGGGCCCAGCUUUCCCAGUCUCUUCUUUUCCUUACC
Gorilla gorilla gorilla (western lowland gorilla) is the source of this 2686-nucleotide messenger RNA. Its product is annotated as metaxin-1-like. Gene Ontology annotation, biological process: mitochondrion organization. The record is from RefSeq and is a predicted model, not a curated record. Gene Ontology annotation, cellular component: SAM complex; cytoplasm. NCBI's taxonomy places the organism in Eukaryota, Metazoa, Chordata, Mammalia, Primates, Hominidae. The transcript has 4 exons. Bases 1592 to 2500 code for a protein of 302 amino acids.